Anopheles darlingi is the source of this 360-nucleotide messenger RNA. RefSeq names its product cytochrome c oxidase assembly factor 3, mitochondrial (gene Ccdc56). Lineage: Eukaryota; Metazoa; Arthropoda; Insecta; Diptera; Culicidae. Gene Ontology annotation, biological process: mitochondrial respiratory chain complex IV assembly. Gene Ontology annotation, cellular component: mitochondrial inner membrane. The coding region runs from base 79 to 360 and encodes 93 amino acids. The transcript has a single exon. The record is from RefSeq and is a predicted model, not a curated record.
GUUUUGACAGUUCCGAGGUUCCGAAAAUCUGAAAUCCGUAAAAGCGAGAUUAUCUUUCUGUGAAGCGUGCUCUGCAAAAUGUCCAGCGGCCAGGCGGAAAAGGGUGAGUUCAAGAUCGCCGAACCGGGCCGCCAGCUGAAGCGAGCGGAGGCCGACUUUAUGCGAUUGAUCGAGCAGCAGAAUCUGCAGCGCGUACAAAAACUACAACGGCAGCGGCGCAAUAACAAACUGACCGGCAUCGCGCUCGGCGGAACCGUCCUCGGUAUCUACCUCUACUCGAUGUUCUCAGUGAAGCAGGAAAAGUUUUUGGAUGAUUUCGAAGAGCCCGUGAAAAUCGAGGUCGAAAACAAGGCCCUGUAG